AUGUCGGAAGAACUCACCAGGGUCGACUCCGCCGUCGCCGGCCUGACGAUAACGGCCAAGGACGAGAAACCAGUCCAGGUCACCAAGGACACCAAGCACAGACGUCACUCCUCCACCGCGGAAGGCGUCUACAACAUCAAGGAACUCGAGGAGAAGAAAAUCGAAUUGACCCUGCCCAUCGAGACACAACGCACAGGAUGGAAGCUCAACACCUCCCCAUCCACCGUCGAAGACAAGGACAUCCUCAAACUCCACCUCGUCAACCCCCCGGUCAAGAAGAUCGACCUGCACUUCCCCUUGGGCCUGGAGGUCACGGCCCGCAACAUGAAGGGCGUCACGAUAAAGGAUGCGCUGGACGCAAUCUACAAGCAGUUCAAGAAACAGUCUGACGACGUAUUGACCGAUCCCUACCUCAAAGGUUUCGAGUGGGACAAGGAUGAGUGCUGGACACGCCUCAUUGUCCACCAGACCAAGCAGGGUUCCCCCGCCCAGCCCAGCAGCAAGAAGUCCAAGAAGAAGAAGAACGAGGACGCAUAG
Messenger RNA from Aspergillus aculeatinus CBS 121060, 537 nucleotides. RefSeq lists its product as uncharacterized. Lineage: Eukaryota; Fungi; Ascomycota; Eurotiomycetes; Eurotiales; Aspergillaceae. The transcript has 4 exons. The record is from RefSeq and is a predicted model, not a curated record. The coding region runs from base 1 to 537 and encodes 178 amino acids.